AAAUGUAUGUACUCCAUUGAGAUUUAACCUGAUGACGGACCAUUUCACUAAUUCUUGAGCAGAUGGCUUGUCCCCUGCGUGUCAGACAACUGGUGUGUGUCAUUCAGGAAUAAAUUAACCUCUGACAUCACCGUCAGACCACGGAUUCGCUUAGCGUGAUUGGCUAGGUUAAGAGCGUUGACGAUAUUGAUACAUGUCAGGUACACAAUGCACUUGGGAUGCGUGUCGGUACGGCCUUUUCGAGCGAACAAAAUGUUAGCAUAGAUGUCUGAACAAGAUCUAAAGAUAACGUGAAUACUGUCCCGUAAGACAUUUGAAGAUUAUUGUCAUUUCCUCGUAUUUACUUACUAAACAGUGGAAAACGUACUAAGACCCUGACUAUUCUGCUAUUAGCCCGAGUGAUCUCUUAAGGAUAUUCUUUAAAGUGAUUUUCGGUGACGAUGGUUUUGCAUCAAUUGGCCUUUCCAUGCCUCACAAGGUCUCAGGUGAAGUCUCAGUUGGAACUCAAGAGAAAUACCCUUGAAGUUUAAUUUGUUGUUGUCACUGGUGAGGCAAAAUCACAUUUAGGCCAAUGAUAGUGCAGCUUGGUUUUCUAUUACCCAAUGCGCAACAAAUAGGCGGGCUAAUGUGACAACUCCAGGUUGAAUCGUUCAACCCACCGGUGUCCCUUGUAGCCUUAUCUGGACCGCAUUGCACAACUAUGGGCAGUGUAUUGGCUGCCAGCUCCCCAAAUCCACCGCCUGCUGCAGGUGGUGGUGCUCAGGGGGGCACUGGGUUGGUAAAUGUGCCCCCAGGAUUCACUAUGCCCCCAGUGUCAUCAGUCCCCCCAGGCCCUGGUACUGCUACCCAAGAAGGCGACACAGAGAGUCCCCCUCCAAACCCAGGCACCUUUGAGGAGUGCCACCGAAAAUGCAAAGAGGUCUUCCCCCUUCAGAUGGAAGGCGUGCGACUGGUGGUAAACAAAGGCCUGAGCAACCACUUCCAGGUGAGUCACACAGUUACUCUCAGCACUGUUGGUGAUUCAGGCUAUCGCUUCGGCUCCACCUACGUGGGCAGCAAGCAGACUGGCCCUGCAGAGUCUUUCCCAGUUAUGGUGGGAGACAUGGACAACACUGGCAGCCUCAACGCUCAAGUGAUCCACCAGCUGGCUGAUCGCCUGCGCUCCAAAGUGGCCAUGCAGACACAGCAGCACAAAUUCGUGAACUGGCAGUGUGACACAGAGUACCGCGGCGAUGACUUUACAGCGGCCGUUACCAUCGGGAACCCGGACAUCCUCGUGGGAUCUGGCAUUGUGGUGGCACACUACCUCCAGUCGUUGAGCCCUGCUCUGGUGCUCGGCGGUGAGCUGGUCUACCACCGGAGACCUGGAGAGGAGGGCACCGUCACGUCACUCGUGGGCCGGUACAGCGGAAGUAAUUAUAUCGCCACGCUGACGGUGGGAGGUGCCGGCGCACACGCAUCGUACUAUCAUAAAGCCAAUGAGCAGUUACAAGUGGGUGUUGAAUUUGAGGCCAGCACACGGAUGCAAGACACAAGCGUGUCCUUUGGCUACCAGCUGGAUGUUCCCAAAGCUAACCUGCUUUUCAAAGGUUCGGUGGACAGUAACUGGAUCGUGGGUGCCACUCUGGAGAAGAAGCUACUCCCUCUCCCACUCUCCCUAGCUCUGGGCGCCUUCCUCAACCACCGCAAGAACAAGUUCCAGUGUGGUUUUGGCAUCACCAUCGGUUAAAACCAACUCGGUGGGGGCCCCCUAAACUCCCCCCCCUCCACCACCAGUUGCCCAGCAGGCCCCAUGCUCCUUAGCCAAGCCCGAGCUGGAGCCAAGAGGCGCAGGGACAUGGAUGAGACAGUGGCCAUGGAUGGACACGCACACACACACAUGGACAAGCACACACACAUACAUACACACACACACAGAGACAUAAACACAUGCACGUACACACACAUACACAGACAUAAACACAAGUUCUCAGCAACACAGUAUUUCACUCCUUACAAGUAUCAGCUACGCUGAAAACAUGUUGGGGUGCAAACUAGAGUC
This is a messenger RNA of Clupea harengus (Atlantic herring), 2041 nucleotides long. It is a transcript of the gene tomm40, whose product is annotated as translocase of outer mitochondrial membrane 40 homolog (yeast). The record is from RefSeq and is a predicted model, not a curated record. Gene Ontology annotation, molecular function: transmembrane protein transporter activity. Lineage: Eukaryota; Metazoa; Chordata; Actinopteri; Clupeiformes; Clupeidae. Gene Ontology annotation, biological process: protein import into mitochondrial matrix. Gene Ontology annotation, cellular component: mitochondrial outer membrane.